Molecule: messenger RNA, 507 nt
Organism: Oryzias melastigma (Indian medaka)
Lineage: Eukaryota; Metazoa; Chordata; Actinopteri; Beloniformes; Adrianichthyidae
Product: brain-specific angiogenesis inhibitor 1-associated protein 2-like protein 1
Biological process (GO): plasma membrane organization; positive regulation of actin filament polymerization; actin filament bundle assembly
Cellular component (GO): nucleoplasm; cytosol
Molecular function (GO): protein binding
Source: RefSeq, a predicted model, not a curated record
GAUAAGGCCAGAGACAUACUGAGCGAGAAGCUGAGCAGCUGGCAGGACCAGUGCAAGGAUGCCACCAACAUUCCCGAGAGCGUGCUGGCUAUGAUUGAGGGGCUGCGCGUGCCAGUGUCCAUCACACCCAUGCCGUCGCCCUCGCCGUCACGACACAGCGUGAACAUCCAUCCUCCAGCUCCAGCUCAGAAGGCUCACACCAGCCCUUUGGCUAACAUGUUCACCCAGGACAACACCAACAGCAUCACCACCUCUGCCAACAGCAAUGCAGACCAUGCGAACAGCGAGGAUAACGGUCUGGGCAGGUCUGUGUCUGUGGCCACAGGGCUGAACAACAUGGUGAAGAGGCCUCGCGUGCGCACCAUCUUCCCCCACACAGCGGGGAACAACAGCACGCUCAUCAGCUUCGACGAGGGCGAAAUCAUUACCCUGCUCAUCCCCAAUGAAAGAGACGGGUGGAUGUACGGAGAACUGGAAAAGAACGGAAAGUAAGUGUUUGUGGCUCCU